Molecule: messenger RNA, 921 nt
Organism: Phaedon cochleariae (mustard beetle)
Lineage: Eukaryota; Metazoa; Arthropoda; Insecta; Coleoptera; Chrysomelidae
Source: the annotation of a GenBank genome assembly
AUGGAUAGUGGUGAUGGUGAUCAUAAUAUAGUUCAAGAUGAGGAAGAGGUUCUUAAAAGACACAGGCAAGAGAAAAAAGACCUACAGUCAAAAGUGCAGUCCAUGAAAAAAGGUGUACCAAAAGGUGACAAAAAGAAAAAGAAAGAAAUUACAGAAGAAAUUGCCAAAUUGGAGAGUGACUUGGAAGUAAGACAUCAACAGGAGCUCAAUGAAUUGAAUAAUAUAUCAGAAAAUUGUAAUAUCAUUGAUAACAAUUCAGGAGCUGAUGAAAGUUCUGAAGAGUCUCUGGAUACCAGAGAAAUAGAAACUUCAGUUUCAGUUAAUAAUAGCCGUAUAUCAAGAGCCCAAAAACGUAGAAAUAAGAAAGAAAGUGAAGCCAAAGAACGUGAGAAACGAAUUGCAGAACAAUCUGAAAAGAAUAAAGAUGGUCCAAGAAAUAUUGAAACUAACUCUAUUAAGCAAGCCCUAAAAACAAUGAACCUCAAACUUUACAACAUACCAGCUGAUGGGAAUUGUUUGUACCUAGCUGUAAAUCACCAACUACAAAUCACAAGUAGGCCAACUCAUUCUGUGAAUGAAUUGCGUAAAGUUACUUCUGAGUUUCUAAGAAAAAACAAAGAUGAAUUUCUUCCUUUUAUGUGCAAUGAAUUAGAUGAAUCUGAAAUAGUUAGUGAAGAACAGUUUGAAAACUAUUGCAAAGAUGUUGCCACUACUAAAUUGUGGGGUGGGCAAUUAGAACUAAGAGCUCUAUCAAAUAUUCUUAAGUGUCCUAUCAAAAUUAUUCAAGCCACUGGUCCACCUACACUACAGGGUGAAAGUUACAAGAGUCCUGAGUUGAUUUUGACAUACCAUAGACAUUUGUAUAGGCUAGGAGAGCAUUACAACUCUACUUUACCACUGACAGGGGAAGAUGAUGCAUAA